AUGGGCCUCGGCUCGUUCGGUGGCGGGGUCGGCUUGACUCGCUAUCUCGCCGAGCAGGAUGCCUCGGUCACCGUGACUGAUUUGAAAGACGCCACCGCCUUGCAGGACGCUCUGGAGGCGCUGCAGGACCUGCCCAUCCGCUUCGUGCUGGGGGAGCACCGCGACGGCGAUUUCGUCGACACCGACCGCGUAUUCGUCAACCCCGCCGUGCCGCUCACCUCGCCGUUUUUGCAACUGGCACGGUUGCGCGGGGUGCCGCUGGACAGCGAGUUGAACCUUUUCGUGCGCCAGUGCGCCGGGCGCAUCAUCGGCAUCACCGGCAGUGUCGGCAAAACCACCACCACGUCGCUGCUGGGCAACAUCCUGCAAGCCCACGACGCCCGCACCCUCGUUGGCGGCAACAUCGGCGGCUCGCUGCUGUCCCGCCUGCCCGACAUCGAGCCCGACACCCCGGUGGUGUUGGAAAUAUCCAGCUUCCAACUGGAGCACCUCGACUGGCUCGGCUACAGCCCGCCCCUGGCCGUAGUGCUCAAUCUGGCUCCGAAUCAUCUCGACCGGCACGGCACUAUGGCGGCUUACCAAGCGGCCAAGGAGGUCAUCCUGGCCCACCAGACGCCGGACGACGUGGCCGUCCUCAACUGGGAUGACCUAACAGUUCGGGACAUGGCGGCACGCGGCCGCGGUCGCCGCUUGUUCUACAGCGUCCAGGAGCCUCUGGAAGCCGGUGUCUACCGUGACGGCAGCGCCUUGGUGCUGGCCUCGGAGGGCGAGCGCCGCGUGCUUUGUCACGACUCCGACCUGCGUUUGCGCGGCCUGCACAACCUCGGCAACGCCGCCGCUGCCGCCGCUGCCGCCACCACUCUGGGCGUACCGCCAGGCACCAUUGCCCGCGGCCUGCAAGCCUUCACCGGCCUGCCGCACCGGCUGGAAUGGAUCGCCGACAAGGCGGCGCGCCUAUACAACAAAGCGACUCAAGGCCACACGCCG
Geodia barretti is the source of this 987-nucleotide messenger RNA. NCBI's taxonomy places the organism in Eukaryota, Metazoa, Porifera, Demospongiae, Tetractinellida, Geodiidae. The record is from the annotation of a GenBank genome assembly.